Molecule: messenger RNA, 1426 nt
Organism: Scatophagus argus
Lineage: Eukaryota; Metazoa; Chordata; Actinopteri; Scatophagidae
Product: olfactory receptor 142-like
Exons: 1
Coding region: 492-1421 (309 amino acids)
Biological process (GO): G protein-coupled receptor signaling pathway
Cellular component (GO): membrane
Molecular function (GO): G protein-coupled receptor activity; olfactory receptor activity
Source: RefSeq, a predicted model, not a curated record
UUUAGUUUUGUUGUUACUAAACUGUCUUGGAUAAGUUGCAAACAGCAGUCAUCCAGCAAAGUUUGCAUUUUUACUGACAUGAAUUAAACAUCAGUAUCAGUCAUUGGGGCCUUUCGUAAUGAAGUUGCUGUGCUGCUGUGGGCGUCCUCGGUCUUGAAAAGAACUCAAACCACAGUUUCAGCUCAGCUGGGAGGGAGUGUGACUACAGCAGGACAAGUGAAGGCUCAAGUUCACACAAUGUCACACAUGUUUUAUCAGUAAGUUCUAACACAAGUGUUACACUGACUUUGAAAAACAACAUUUGUGGUGUUUGCUGAAACUGUUUGCUUCACAAUGAAUCUGUUCAGUAUUACUGCAAAGACUUUUGUUUGUGUUUCCUCCAUGUUCAGUUUGCACAUUGUGCCGACUGGGUCCACGUUUAAUCUUGUAAAAAUUUUACAAAUGUGCAACAAAAGGUAACAGUAGCACUUUUAUGAACCAAAGUGAGCAUCAUGUUAAACUCUUCACAGGUUUCAUAUUUCACGCUUGCUGCCUACUUUGACACUGGACUGUUGAAAUACUUAUGUUUCAUGAUUAUUAUGUCAUUAUAUUUUUUCAUUCUUUGCUCCAAUCUCCUGCUCAUUGUGGUUAUCUGCAUGAACAGAAGCUUACAUGAACCUAUGUACAUUUUCCUGUGCAGCCUGUUUGUAAAUGAACUGUAUGGUAGUACAGGGUUGUUUCCAUUCCUGCUGGUUCAGAUCCUCUCUGACGUUCACACUGUUUCUGCUUCAGUUUGUUUCCUGCAGAUCUUCUGUGUACACUCUUAUGGAGCUGUAGAAUAUUUAAACUUAGCCAUCAUGUCUUAUGACAGAUAUCUCGCUAUCUGUUAUCCUCUGCAAUACAACACACGUAUGACGUAUAAGAAGAUUGCUAUACUGAUUGCUCUAACGUGGUUAUACCCUUGUUUUGCGAUGGUUGUGUUGUUAUCUUUGAGUUCUCCUUUACCGUUGUGUGGGAACAUCGUAAACAAAGUUUACUGCGAUACCUACUCUGUUGUCAAGCUGGCGUGCACUGACACCAGUAAAAUUAAUAUAUAUGGACUCAUGGCCACUUUUGGCACAAUAUUUGGUGCUUUACUUUUAAUCCUUUAUACUUACAUUAAGAUUCUUGUAGUUUGUUUUUUGGGUUCUAAACAGACGAGACAAAAAGCUGUCAGUACCUGCACACCUCACCUGGCUUCCCUCUUGAACUUUUCCUUUGGGGCUAGCUUUGAGAUACUACAGAGCAGGUUUAACAUGAGCAGCGUACCCAAUGUGCUGCGAAUAUUUUUAUCUUUAUACUUUCUCACAUGCCAGCCGCUCUUCAAUCCUGUAAUGUAUGGCCUGAAACUGUCCAAAAUCCGUGUCAUUUGUAGAAGUCUGAUAUCAAAAGCUGACUAUUAAUAUGU